Messenger RNA from Rotaria sordida, 1275 nucleotides. The record is from the annotation of a GenBank genome assembly. NCBI's taxonomy places the organism in Eukaryota, Metazoa, Rotifera, Eurotatoria, Philodinida, Philodinidae.
AUGUCGUCAUCAGUUCGUUGUUAUCAAAUAAAUUCAUCUGAAUAUCAACAUUUAUUUUCAUCUCAACUAAUCUAUCUAUUUUCAUUAUUUAAUGAAUAUAAUUAUUCGAUUCGAUUUGUUGGUGGAGCUGUUCGAGAUAUUUUACUUGGUGUUUCACCACAUGAUAUUGAUUUAGCAACAACAGCAACAACAAAUGAUAUAUUAAAACUUAUUCAAGGUGAUUCAAAUAUUGAACUUGUUUAUACACGUGCUGAACAUUUUGGAACAUUAACACUUAUUGUUGGUACAACUAUACGAAAAACAUUUCAAGUAACAACUUUAAAACGAUCAAUUAAUCGUCAUGGUAAAGAUGUAUUUGUUGAAUUUACUGAUAAUUGGAGUAUUGAUGCACAACAAAGAGAUUUAUCAAUAAAUAGUUUAUCAAUGGAUGAACAUGGAAUUGUAUAUGAUUACAUAAAUGGCAUUGAUGAUCUAAAAAUGAAUCGAAUUCGUUUUAAUGGAAAUAUUAUUAGACGAUUACAAGAAAAUCCUAUUCGAAUUUUACGUUAUUUUCGAUUCUUCGGUCGUUUAUCAUCUGAUCCAUGUGCACAUGAAUCUGAUGUAUUAGAAGCUAUUCAGAAAUGUGCUAUGACUUUAAAAGAUGUUUCUGGUGAAAAGAUUUGGAUUGAAUUAAAACUUAUACUUCGUGGCCGUUUUGCUGGACAUAUAAUGAAAACAAUUCUUGAACAAAAAUUAGCCCCACUAUUGGGUUUACCUGAAUCAUCUGUAGAAAUGUUUGAAUUAGAAAAUCGAUGGUUAAGAUGUAUGAAUUAUCAACCAGAACCCAUGACAUUACUUAUGACACUUUUUAAUGAUCAAGAAGAGUUUGAUACAUUUUGUAAACGUGUCAAGUGUUCAUCACGUCAUAAAAAUCUUGGUCAAUUUUUACUUGAUUAUCGUUAUUUAAUUCAACCAAUGAAUAACAAUGAUUUACUUUAUUCAUAUAAAGAACUUAUUAUAAACAGUCAUCAAACUCAACAAAAUAUUCGACAUCAAUAUAUUAUUGAAUUGCUAAAAUAUCAAGGUUAUAUUUAUCUUAUUGAUGAGAUUAAACAAUGGUCUAUACCAAAAUUUCCUAUAGAUACAGGGGAUCUUCAACAAAAUGGUUUAAUGUCUAAUAGAAGUUUUUCACAUUUUCUACGACAUUUGAAAGAACAAUGGAAAUUAAGUCAAUAUAAGAUGACAAAAGAAGAACUUAUUGAAUAUGGAUUUCAAUCAGGAUUAUUUUAUAUGUGA